Acanthochromis polyacanthus (spiny chromis) is the source of this 2717-nucleotide messenger RNA. RefSeq names its product BTB/POZ domain-containing protein 6-B-like. Gene Ontology annotation, biological process: neurogenesis. Bases 489 to 2126 code for a protein of 545 amino acids. The record is from RefSeq and is a predicted model, not a curated record. The transcript is spliced from 4 exons. Gene Ontology annotation, molecular function: protein binding. Lineage: Eukaryota; Metazoa; Chordata; Actinopteri; Pomacentridae. Gene Ontology annotation, cellular component: cytosol.
GAAAAAAUAGAGCGGAGCCGAAAAAGUCCGACAAAUGAGUGUUUACGGCGGAGGAGGACGGAGGCAGCGGGGCAGCGCAGCGGGCUUCUGGUCGGUGGACAGCCGGUGAAACACGGACUAAUAUCGGUGAGGAUUAUCUCCAGGCGGCGGGAGGAGCAGCGGCGACUCUCCGGAUUAACACACUCGCUGGAAAAGGGAAAACAGGCGACGCUCGGAGGACGUUCCUCGGUCCGGGAGGAUGAGCUGACCGCCAGGGAGCCGAGCGAAAGUGUUUGCGGUCGAAGUUGGACGCGCAGGAGGGAAGCGACUCCACCGGGCCUGGACGGAUUUUACAUGUCGGAGGGUAAACUUGGCUGUCGGUGCCGUUUUAAAGCGGCGUUAUAGGAGCGAAUUACAAGAAACCGUCCGCCGUCGCUCCGUCCGUGUCGACCCCCGAAGCGAGUCCGCUCACCGGGAACUAACGCGAAGCAGCCCGGUCUCUUGUGCCGAUGCCAACGGCAGACUGCAGGUUGCUCCAUCAUGGCCGGAUCAUGAGGUGUCUCACGUACCUCCUGCUACUUCCAGAAACCCUGAAAAAGUCCAAGAAGCUGCCGGGCAGGCUGCCGGUCUGUUAUGAGAUCCUGACUCUGUCCCUGUCGAGCAAGAAGAAGCAGCAGCAGAAGGAGAAGAUGGCUGCGGAGCUGUACCCCGCCAACACCAACAACACCAACCUGGCCAACGGCACCACGGUGGCGGACACCGAGAAGACCAAGGAGGCGCCGGUGUGUCAGGCCAGCAGCAGCAGCAGCAGCUCGGCGACCACCCCGACCACCCAGCAGAACAUCAACAACAACAACGUAGACCCACCCAGCUGGCAGUGCAGCCACCCCACACUCAGAGAGAGGAACGCCUUGAUGUUCAACAACGAGCUGAUGGCUGACGUCCACUUCAUCGUCGGGCCUUUGGGGGGAUCGCAGAAGGUGCCGGCGCACAAGUAUGUGCUGGCCGUGGGAAGCUCCGUCUUCUGUGCCAUGUUUUACGGCGAUCUGGCGGAGGAGGAGUCCGAGAUCCAUAUCCCAGAUGUGGAACCUGCUGCUUUUCUAAUUCUGCUGAAGUACAUGUACAGCGAUGAGAUCGACCUGGAGGCGGACACGGUGCUGGCCACCCUGUACGCUGCCAAGAAGUACAUCGUCCCGGCGCUGGCCAAAGCCUGCGUCACCUUCCUGGAGACCAGCCUGGAGGCCAAGAACGCCUGCGUGCUGCUGUCCCAGAGCCGCCUGUUCGAGGAGCCCGAGCUGACGCAGCGCUGCUGGGAGGUGAUCGACGCCCAGGCCGAGCUGGCGCUGCGGUCCGAGGGCUUCUGCGAGAUCGACCUGCAGACGCUGGACAUCAUCCUGCGCAGGGAGACGCUCAACACCAAGGAGGUGGUGGUGUUCGAGGCGGUCAUGAACUGGGCGGCGGCGGAGUGCAAGAGGCAGGGAUUAGGGCCGACCACCCGCAACAAGAGAGAGGUGCUGGGCAAGGCGCUGUUUCUGGUUCGGAUCCCCACCAUGAGCCUGGAGGAGUUUGCCAACGGGGCGGCGCAGUCCGACAUCCUGACGCUGGAGGAAACGCACAACGUGUUCCUGUGGUACACGGCGGCUAAAAAGCCCCAGCUGGACUUCCCUCUGAGCGCCAGGAAGGGCCUGGCUCCUCAGAGGUGCCACCGCUUCCAGUCCUCGGCCUACCGGAGCAAUCAGUGGCGCUACCGCGGCCGCUGCGACAGCAUUCAGUUCGCGGUGGACAAGAGGAUCUUUAUCGCCGGUCUGGGGCUGUACGGGUCGAGCGGCGGCAAGGCCGAGUACAGCGUGAAAAUCGAGCUGAAGAGACAGGGGGUGAUCCUGGCGCAGAACCUCACUAAGUUUGUGUCGGACGGGUCGAGCAGUACGUUCCCGGUGUGGUUCGAGCACCCGGUCCAGGUGGAGCAGGACGCCUUCUACACGGUGAGCGCCGUGCUGGACGGCAACGAGCUGAGCUACUUCGGCCAGGAGGGCAUGACGGAGGUGCAGUGUGGGAAGGUGACGUUUCAGUUCCAGUGCUCGUCGGACAGCACCAACGGGACCGGAGUCCAGGGAGGACAGAUCCCAGAGCUGGUGUUCUACGCGUGAGCCGCAGACGGACGCUCCCUCCCAGCCUUCAACGUAAUGUAGCAUUAAAGACACUUGAGUAACGUCACACUAAAUGGCCUGGCUAGUUCUCUGAGAGACUCUUUUAAAAAGCUGCGGAGCUGUCGUUUUAUCUUAUUUAAUUUAAUGUUAUUUUUUUAUUUAAGAAGCUGAUUUAACGUUAUUUGCUCUGACGCUUGUGUUGGAGGGCUGCGGCUGCUGUAGGAACAACAUUAACAGUGAUCCGCGGUUAUGUAAUCACGCUGAGCUCCACAACUGGAACAAGUAGGGACUGCUUCAAAUCAUGUAACUGCAAGUCUGUCUAGGAUGUUGUUACUGUAGUCCAAAGCAGCAAUAUUACACCAGGAGCAAACUUUAUGUAGUGUUAUGAUUCUAAAUGCAAAAAAAACAAAAAAAAAAACAAGUAGAAAUCUGGUUGAGUUGUUUUGCACUUGAGAGGACGGCCUCAGAAACGUUGUGUCUUUUUGUAAAAUACAAUUUAACUGUCAACAGCUUGAUGCUGUUAGAGACCAGAUGUGUUCUGUACAAGAAUGCUUAUACACCUGACGAUGAAACAUAAAGGUUAUAAUGUGA